Rhopalosiphum maidis (corn leaf aphid) is the source of this 2304-nucleotide messenger RNA. RefSeq names its product serine/threonine-protein kinase PLK1-like. NCBI's taxonomy places the organism in Eukaryota, Metazoa, Arthropoda, Insecta, Hemiptera, Aphididae. Gene Ontology annotation, molecular function: protein binding; protein serine/threonine kinase activity; ATP binding. Bases 574 to 2304 code for a protein of 576 amino acids. Gene Ontology annotation, cellular component: centrosome; spindle pole; cytoplasm. The transcript is spliced from 10 exons. The record is from RefSeq and is a predicted model, not a curated record. Gene Ontology annotation, biological process: protein phosphorylation; mitotic cell cycle; regulation of cytokinesis.
CCUAAAUCCUACUCCUAGUCAUGAAUAGGUUCAUUCACGAAUAUUUACAAAUUUUUAUUUCACAUAUAUUUUAAUUUGUAGGUUUAUAAAUUACUUUGUCAGUAGUGCACAAACAUAACUGACGUCUGAUAGUCCUUUACAAUUAAAAUGUUAUGUCUUAUUUCAAACGGGCAUGGAGCGACACUGACGCUUGGAUAUAGUUAUAAACUGUCAUUUUGUAUUAAUUUUGACAUUUUAUUUCGAUUUCAGACUGAGACUUGAGAGUAGUAGAGCACUCAGUGAGUAGUACACUAGUAACAGUAGUCACUAGUCAGUAACUAGUAAGUAAUAACUUGCCAAUUGAAUGGUGUGUAUGUUAUUGUUCUAUUUUAUAGAAUUCCGAUAAUAUAUUUUUAUUAUUGGUACCUAUAAUAAAUAAAUACAGGAACACAUCUAUAAUAUACCUAGUUCUUUCUAUGGUCAAAUCGUACACGUCAUAAUAAUAAGAUUUCAUCAAUAGGUGUACUCCAAGUUGCAGUGCUAGUUCAACAAUAAUAACACAGCAUAAUAUAAUAAUUGUUAUUGAUCACUAAUAUGUCCAAAUCUAAGGAAGACGAGGUCAGAAUCCCGGAUGUGAUUAUUGACACUAAGAACAACAAAAAGUAUCAGAAAUGCAGCUUCCUAGGAAAGGGUGGUUUUGCAAAAUGUUACGAAAUUAUUGAUAUAAAAACCCAGGAGGUAUUUGCAGGAAAAAUUGUGUCUAAAAAAUACCUUUUGAGAAAUAAUCAAAAAGAUAAAAUGACUCAAGAAAUAUUUAUUCACAAGAUUUUGAAAAACAAAAAUAUUGUUUCUUUUCAUAGUUUUUUUGAGGAUAAUGAUUUUGUUUAUAUUAUCUUGGAACUUUGUCGAAAAAGAUCUAUGAUGGAGCUUCAUAAGAGAAGGAAAAUACUUACUGAACCUGAAACUCGUUACUAUGUGUAUCAAAUUCUUGAAGGCACAUUAUAUCUACAUCAACAAAACAUUAUUCAUCGGGAUCUAAAAUUAGGAAAUUUAUUCUUAAACGAUGAAAUGGAGGUUAAAAUAGGGGAUUUGGGUUUAGCUGCUAAAAUUGAAUAUGACGGACAACGUAAAAAAACAUUAUGUGGUACUCCAAACUAUAUUGCUCCAGAGAUUCUUAAAAAAACUGGUCAUAGUUUUGAAGUGGAUGUAUGGUCUAUUGGGUGUAUUAUGUAUACACUGUUAGUUGGAAAACCACCAUUUGAAACAAACUCUUUGAAAGAAACAUAUGCUCGAAUUACGCGAUGUGAUUAUAAUAUACCAUCUCAUUUAAAUAAGAACGCCAGUACUCUUAUUGAAAAAAUGCUUCAAUUUGACCCUAAAAAACGUCCUUUAGUUUCUGAAAUAUUGAAAGCUGAUUUCUUUACUACGGGUUAUAUGCCUAAAAAGUUGCCACCAUCUUGCCUAACCAUGGCUCCUCGUUUUGAUUCUAUUAAAUAUAGAGAAUCGAUUUCUAAUCGUAGACCACUAAUUGAACUGAACAGUCCAAAAAAUAUUGUUGUUAAAACUGCUUCAAAACCUCAAGACCCAGAUUUUAAACCCCUAGUAUUAAAUUUGCCAAGCAGACCUGGAAACGGUGUAUCUGCAAUUGAUUGUAAAGAAUACAUGAUUUCUCUUGAAAAAGAAUUGAGAAAUGUAUUGAAGUGUAAAUCAUCUAAAACUAGAAUGAGAAAUAUGGAAGAAACCACUGAUCCUGUUGCUCAACCUUUAAUUUGGGUUAGUAAAUGGGUAGACUAUUCUGAUAAGUAUGGAUUUGGUUAUGAAUUAUCUGAUGACUGUGUAGGUGUCAUGUUUAAUGAUUUUACUCGAAUUGUACUAUUGGCAAAUUUAAAGGAUGUUCACUACAUAGAAAAAAAUGGCUCUGAACAAUACUAUACUAUUGAUCAUACACCUCCAACACUAGAAAAGAAAAUGAAAUUGUUGAUGUACUUUAGGCGGUACAUGAAUGAUCAUCUUGUUAAAGCUGGAGCAGAUAUAUUAGCUAAAGAUGCAGAUCAGUUAAGUCGUACUCCAUAUUUGUAUCAAUGGUAUAGAUCUACUUCAUCAGUUAUUUUGCAACUCACGAAUGGGACUCUACAAAUAAACUUCACAGAUCAUACAAAAGUCAUAUUGUGUCCACUAAUGAAUGCUGUGACCUUUGUUGAAGAAAAUAUUUUUCGUACAUACCGGUUUAAUACAAUUGCAGAACAUGGCUGUAGUCCUGAAUUUGAAAAGUGCUUAGUAUAUGCUCACAAGAAAAUUAUUUCUAUAUUGAAAGAUAACCAAUAG